AUGAGCACCAUCUCGCCUACCGACUUUGACAGCUUGGAGAUCCAGCAGCAGUACAAUGACAUCAACAACCGCUGGGACCUUGCAGCAGAGACCGACUGGGACAAUGAGAACAGUUCAGCACGCCUCUUUGAGCGAUCCCGCAUCAAAGCUCUGGCAGCCAUGGAGUGGGACCAGAGGGACAGAGAGCCCUGUUUGUCUCCAGCAGCAUUUGUUAAUCAGGUUCAAUACGCCAACAUCCUGGAAGGAAGGUUCAAACAGCUGCAAGAUGAGCGUGAGGCUGUACAGAAAAAGACCUUUACCAAGUGGGUGAACUCACACCUAGGUCGUGUGACCUGUCGCAUUGGAGACCUGUACACGGACCUGCGUGAUGGCCGCAUGUUAAUCCGCCUACUGGAAGUGCUGUCAGGAGAACAGCUGCCAAAGCCCACUAAGGGUCGCAUGCGCAUCCACUGCCUGGAGAAUGUCGACAAAGCUCUGCAGUUCCUCAAAGAACAGAAAGUGCACCUGGAGAACAUGGGAUCCCAUGACAUUGUGGAUGGGAAUCAUCGUCUCACCCUGGGUCUCAUCUGGACUAUCAUCCUGCGCUUUCAGAUCCAGGACAUCAGUGUGGAGACAGAGGACAACAAGGAGAAAAAGUCAGCUAAAGAUGCUCUGCUACUUUGGUGCCAGAUGAAAACUGCUGGGUACCCCAAUGUCAAUGUCCACAACUUCACUACCAGUUGGAGAGACGGUCUGGCGUUCAAUGCCAUUGUGCACAAACACAGAUCUGACCUGAUUGAGUUUGACACCCUGAAAAGGUCUAACGCCCACUACAAUCUCCAGAAUGCGUUCAAUGUGGCAGAGAAGGAGCUGGGGCUUACCAAGCUGCUGGACCCAGAAGAUGUCAACGUUGACCAGCCAGAUGAGAAGUCCAUCAUUACAUAUGUGGCCACUUACUACCAUUACUUCUCCAAGAUGAAGGCCCUGGCAGUGGAGGGCAAGAGAAUUGGCAAGGUGCUGGACUAUGCCAUUGAGGCUGAUCAGCUGAUUGAGAAGUAUGAGACCCUGGCCUCGGAGCUGCUGCAGUGGAUUGAGCAGACCAUCCUGACUCUCAAUGAUCGGCAGCUAGCUAAUUCCUUGAGUGGCGUGCAGAACCAGCUUCAGGCUUUCAACUCCUACCGCACUGUGGAGAAACCCCCCAAAUUUACAGAGAAAGGUAAUCUGGAAGUGCUGCUCUUCACCAUUCAGAGCAAGAUGAGAGCUAACAACCAGAAAGUCUAUAUGCCCAGGGAGGGUAAACUCAUCUCUGACAUCAAUAAGGCAUGGGAACGCCUAGAGAAGGCAGAGCAUGAGCGAGAGUUGGCACUGCGGAAUGAGUUGAUUCGCCAAGAGAAGUUGGAGAUGCUUGCUGCUCGUUUCGACCGCAAGGCUGCUAUGAGAGAGACAUGGUUAAGUGAAAAUCAGAGAUUGGUGUCUCAGGACAAUUUUGGAACAGACCUGGGAGCAGUGGAGGCUGCCACUCGUAAACAUGAGGCCAUUGAAACUGAUAUUGGGGCAUAUGGGGAGCGUGUGGCUGCUGUGGAGGCCGUUGCCAGGGAGCUGGAGGCGGAGAGUUACCAUGACGUACGGCGUAUACUGGCACGACGGGACAACGUGCUUCGACUCUGGGAGUACCUCAAGGAGCUUCUUGCUGCGCGCAGGGAGAGGCUAAAUGCCCACCGUGACCUUCAGAGGCUGCUUCAGGAGAUGCGUUACAUCAUGGACUGGAUGGAAGACAUGAAGGGCCGUCUGCAGUCACAGGACAGUGGGAAGCAUUUGCAUGAUGUGUUGGAUCUGCUGCAGACGCACACUCUGGUGGAGGCUGACAUAUCAGCCCAGGCAGAGAGGAUCAAGGCUGUGCAAGGAGCAGCACAACGAUUCACUUCCCAUGAACAGGCUUAUAAACCAUGUGAGCCUGCACUGGUCAGUGAGAAGGUGUCACUGCUAGGUCGGGCCUAUGAGGAGCUGGGUCAGCUCGCUGGUGAGAGAAGGGAGCGCCUGGAGGACUCGCGGCGCCUUUGGCAGUUCCUGUGGGAGCUAGGAGAGGAGGCAGCCUGGAUCAGAGAGCAGGAGCAGAUCUUGGCUGGAGGAGACUGCGGCCGUGACCUCACUUCUGCGCUGCACCUGCUGAGUAAGCAUGAAGCCUUCAGGGAUGAGAUGGCAGCCCGGUACGGCCCUCUGGGUCACAGCAUUGCUGCUGGAGAGGCUUUGGUGCAGGAGGGACACUACGGCGCUCGAGAGGUCACGGAGAGGAUCGAAGACAUCCGUGCACAGUGGGCACAUCUUGAAGAGACAUCCCAGUUGAGAGAGCAGAGGCUUAAGGAAGCAGUGGCCCUGCACCAGUUUCAGACAGAUGCUAAUGACAUGGAUGCUUGGAUCCUGGAGAUACUUAGACAGGUGUCUAGUCAGGAGGUGGGCCAUGAUGAAUUUUCCACCCAGACCCUAGCUCGCAAACAGCGGGAGAUAGACGAGGAGAUCCAGAGCCAUCGCCCCCUCAUCGACUCCCUGCAAGAGCAGGUCCAGGCACUGCCAGAGGCCUACACAAACUACCCCCAGGUGGACGGUCGCCUGCCUGCUAUUGAGCAACGCUAUGAGGAACUGGAGUCUCUGUCAGCAGCGCGGCGCCAGGCUCUGGAAGGUGCCUUGGCUCUCUAUCGCAUGUUCAGUGAGGCUGGAGCCUGUCUGCUCUGGGUUGAAGAGAAGGAGCAGUGGCUACAUAGCAUGAAUAUCCCUACUAAACUGGAGGACUUAGAGGUGGUGCAGCAGAGGUUUGAAACACUCGAGCCUGAAAUGAACAACUUAGGUAGUCGUGUCAGUGAUGUGAACCUGGUAGCACAGCAGCUGCUGACCUCUGAUAACUGCAACAAAGAGCAAAUCCACCAAACACAAGACCAGCUGAACAAUAGAUGGAAAGAGUUCCAACUGCUGGCUGGUCAGAAAAAGCAAGCCUUGGAGUCAGCUCUUAACAUCCAAAACUACCACUUGGAAUGUAAUGAGAGUCAAACCUGGAUGAGAGAAAAGACCAAGGUGAUUGAGUCCACUCAGGGCCUGGGUAAUGACCUCGCUGGAGUGAUGGCCUUGCAGCGCAAACUUACUGGCAUGGAGAGGGACCUAGAGGCUAUUCAGGGCAAGCUUGAUGACCUUAGAAAAGAGGCAGAGAAGCUGGCCGAGGAACACCCAGACCAGGCUGAGGAGAUCCACGCCCGCCUGUCAGAGCUUCGGGAGGUGUGGGAGGACUUGAACAUCACCAUGAAGCGUCGUGAGGAGUCACUUGGCGAAGCCAGCAAGCUGCAGGGCUUCCUGAGGGACCUUGAUGACUUCCAGUCUUGGCUGUCCCGCACUCAGACAGCUGUAGCUUCAGAGGACAUACCAACUUCCUUGCCUGAGUCUGAGAGCCUGCUGGCUCAGCAUGAGGGCAUCAAGAAUGAGGUAGACAACUACAAGGAGGACUAUGAGAAGAUGAGAGCAGUGGGUGAGGAGGUGACCCAGGGUCAGACAGAUGCCCAGCACAUGUUCUUAGCCCAGAGGCUGCAGGCGCUGGACACUGGGUGGCAUGAGUUGCGCCGAAUGUGGGAGAACCGCCAUAGCCUAUUGGCUCAAGCCUUUGACUUCCAGACCUUCCUAAGAGAUGCAAAGCAAGCAGAGGCCUUCCUUAAUAGCCAGGAGUAUGUCCUGUCCCACACAGAGAUGCCGACAAGCCUUCAGGGAGCAGAGGAGGCCAUUAAGAAGCAUGAGGACUUUCUGACCACUACAGAGGCCAGUGAGGAGAAGAUCAGUGGUGUGGUGGAGGCUGGACGGCGCCUCAUCAACGAUGGCAACGCCAACGCUGACAAGAUCCAGGAAAAAGCUGACUCCAUCCAGGAAAGACAUCAGAAGAAUAAGCAGGCAGCUAAUGAACUGCUGACAAAGCUGAAGGAUAACCGUGAACUUCAGCACUUCCUUCAAGAUGGACAGGAGCUGACGUUGUGGAUCAAUGAGAAGAUGCUGACAGCUCAGGACAUGUCAUAUGAUGAAGCCAGAAACCUCCACAGCAAGUGGCAGAAACACCAAGCCUUCAUGGCAGAGCUGGCCUCCAACAAGGACUGGCUAGAUAAAAUUGAUAAGGAGGGCCAGGUGCUGGUGAUGGAGAAGCCUGAGCUGCAGCCUGUUGUCCAGCAGACCCUAGAGGGUCUACAACGCCAAUGGGAGGAGUUGGAGAGCACCACCCGCACCAAGGCUCAGUGCUUGUUCGAUGCCAACAGAGCAGAGCUCUUCACCCAGAGCUGUUCUGCUCUGGAUGUCUGGCUGAAAAACCUGGAGGGUCAGCUGCAGAGCGAUGACUAUGGCAAGGAUUUAACGAGUGUCAACAUCCUGCUCAAGAAGCACCAGAUGCUCGAACAUCAGAUGGAGGUGCGUGAGAAGGAGGUACAGGCUCUGCAGUCUCAGGCCCUGGCCCUGUCGCAGGAGGAUGCUGGACUGACCGAGGUGGACGGGCAGCAGCAGCGCGUCACUGAAAGCUUCAGCCAACUUCAGGACCCUCUCAAACUCAGGAGACAGCAACUACUUGCCUCCAAAGAAGCACAUCAGUUUAACAGAGACCUGGAGGAUGAGAUUCUCUGGGUGAAGGAGAGGAUGCCCCUGGCCACUUCGACAGACCAUGGGAAAGACCUGUCCACUGUGCAGCUGCUUAUCAAGAAGAACCAGACACUACAGAAGGAGAUCCAGGGCCACCAGCCCCGUAUUGAUGACAUCCACCGGCGAGGCAGGGCCCAGAGCCAGGUAGAUGGGGAGAGACAGUCUGCCCUCGAGGGCCGCCUGGUUGAACUGAGGGACCUAUGGGCCCAACUCAUAGCUGAGACAGAUGAGCGACACGCUCGUCUUGUGGAGGCUAACCGCGCCCAGCAAUUCUACACAGAUGCAGCCGAGGCUGAGGCCUGGAUGGGAGAACAGGAGCUUCACAUGAUGUCGGAGGAGAAGGCCAAGGAUGAGCAGAGUGCACUGGUGAUGGUAAAGAAGCACCAGAUCCUGGAGCAGGCACUGGAAGACUACGCCCAGACCAUUCAUCAGCUAGCCAACAGCAGCCGCCUGAUGGUCACAAGUGAACACCCAGAAAGUGAGAGAAUCAACUUAAGGCAAGCACAAGUGGACAAGUUGUAUGCAGGGCUAAAAGACCUUGCAGAGGAGCGUCGCGGAAGGCUGCAGGAGAGACUGAGGCUGACUCAGCUCAAAAGGGAGGUGGAUGACCUGGAACAGUGGAUUGCUGAGAGGGAGGUGGUCGCUGGCUCCCAUGAACUGGGACAAGACUAUGAACAUGUCACUAUGUUGAGGGACAAGUUCCGGGAGUUUGCUCGUGACACCAGUACUAUUGGCCAGGAGAGAGUAGAUGGUGUAAAUGGGCUGGCGGAUGACCUCAUUGAGUCUGGCCACCCCGAGAACGCCAGUGUAGCGGAGUGGAAGGAUGGGCUGAACGAGGCCUGGGCCGACCUGUUGGAGUUGAUUGACACACGCACACAGAUGCUGGCGGCUUCCUAUGAGCUGCACCGCUUCCACCAGGAUGCCAUGGAGGCACUAGGCCGUGUUAAGGAGAAGAGGGAGGCCCUGCCCUCUGACCUCGGACGUGACCUCAACACUGUGCAGCACCUCCACAGACAGCACAACACCUUUGAACAUGACAUCCAGGCCCUCAGUGGACAGGUAAACCAAGUGCAGGAUGAUGCAGCACGGCUACAGAAGGCCUAUGCUGGGGAGAAGGCUGAGGAGAUUCACAGGAGCGAACACGCUGUGACGGCGGCCUGGGAAGGCCUGUUGGAAGCUGGCCAGGCUCGCAGGCUCCUCCUACUGGACACAGUGGAGAAGUUCCGCUUCUUCAAUAUGGUGCGGGAUCUCAUGCUCUGGACGGAUGGCGUCAACCUGCAGAUCGAUGCCCACGACAGUCCGAGGGAUGUAUCCUCUGCAGGCCUGGUCAUUGCCAAUCACCAGGAUAUCAAGUCCGAGAUUGAGACUCGGGCAGGCAGCUUCACUGCCUGUAUUGAGAUGGGCAACACUCUUAUCGACAACAACCACUAUGCAUCUGAUGAGAUCCGGGAAAAACUGACCCAGCUCCAGGAAAAGAGGGACAAGAUCAACAAGAAGUGGCAAGAUAAGAUGGACCACUUACAAAUCGUGCUGGAGGUGCUGCAGUUCGGUCGGGAUGCUUAUGUGGCAGAGUCAUGGCUGGCAGGGCAGGAGCCCCUUGUGCGAGCAGCAGAGCUGGGCUCAAACGUGGACGAGGUGGAGAGUCUGAUUAAGCGCCACGAGGCCUUUGAGAAGCUCGCUGCUGGCUGGGAAGAGCGCUUUGUCCUACUCGAGAAACUCACUACCCUUGAGGAGUAUGAAGUCAAGCGAAGGCUAGAGGAGGAGGAGAGGGCACGGCGACCCCCAACACCUCCACCGGCUGAAGAAGUGGCUGAAUCUGAAAUGGAGAGUCAAGCACACGAGUCUGCAGCCAGAACCAGUCUGGACCAGACCACACUGAAUCAGUCUGUAUCAGUUAAUGGAGUACACAGCGACAACGAUACAUCACAGGGCUCUGAAUCUGAGUCAGUGAAUGGACCGGGCCGGGACAGUGGGUUGGCGUCCUCUCGCAUUGAUCCGUCUGCCACAUUGCCAAGCCGGGGUGGAGCAGACUCUGAGCCAGAGGCCAUGGAGGGGAUGCUCUAUCGGAAACAGGAGAUGGAGUCUCACAGCAAAAAGGCAGCUAGCAGGUCCUGGCAGAAUGUGUAUUGUGCCCUUAGGAAAGGCAGUCUCGGUUUCUAUAAAGACAACAAAAGCGCAAGCAAUGGCAUUCCAUACCAUGGAGAAGUACCUAUUAGCCUGGGAGAAGCGGUGUGUGAGGUAGCCCACGACUACAAGAAGAGGAAACAUGUUUUCAAACUGAGGCUAGGAGAUGGUAAGGAGUACCUAUUCCAAGCAAAGGAUGAGGCGGAGAUGAGUGCCUGGAUCCAAUCCAUCCAUUGCUCCAUUCCAGCAGGCAGAUCGGGAGACUCUCCCGGAGGUCCACCGGCCCUCAGCCGGGCGAUGACGAUGCCUCCGAUCUCUCCCGGCUCAGGGGAGGCCGGAGGCGUGACCAUGCGCAACAAAGAAGGGAAAGAGAAGGACCGCGAGAAGAGGUUCAGCUUCUUUGGCAAGAAAAAAUAAAACAUUUGUGAAAGUGUCAGUGGAAACAAUACUUCAGAUUCUCAACAAACUGAAACAGGCAGAAAGGAAAAGCACCCUUGUCAAACUAACACAUUGCUCUCAGUGCUGGUCCAGUGGAGUUUUUCGACAGCUAUGUGGCUUACCUAAACUUUCCUCUCUCUCUCUCUCUCUCUCUCUCUCUCUCUCUCUCUCUCUCUCUCUCUC
This is a messenger RNA of Lampris incognitus (smalleye Pacific opah), 7377 nucleotides long. RefSeq names its product spectrin beta chain, non-erythrocytic 1 (gene sptbn2). The record is from RefSeq and is a predicted model, not a curated record. Lineage: Eukaryota; Metazoa; Chordata; Actinopteri; Lampriformes; Lampridae. The transcript has 39 exons. Gene Ontology annotation, biological process: actin cytoskeleton organization. The coding region runs from base 1 to 7173 and encodes 2390 amino acids. Gene Ontology annotation, molecular function: phospholipid binding; structural constituent of cytoskeleton; actin filament binding. Gene Ontology annotation, cellular component: cell junction; spectrin; cell projection.